Molecule: messenger RNA, 1446 nt
Organism: Mobula hypostoma (lesser devil ray)
Lineage: Eukaryota; Metazoa; Chordata; Chondrichthyes; Myliobatiformes; Myliobatidae
Exons: 10
Coding region: 1-1446 (481 amino acids)
Biological process (GO): cell redox homeostasis; intracellular signal transduction
Molecular function (GO): electron transfer activity
Source: RefSeq, a predicted model, not a curated record
AUGGAGCAGCAAGAGUCAGUGAUCCAACAGGAGCUAGCAGGCAGAAUCACUCUUUACUCCAUGAAAGGAUGUCUUCACUGCCGUUAUGCAAAGAAUCACCUGACCAAUAUGGGCCUCCCAUUCUUUGAAGUCAAUGUGGAGAAAAAUCCUGUAAUACACCAACAGAUUAUAGAUCUCACUGGACGUCUUACUGUACCACAAAUCUACUUUAACAACAUCCAUGUUGGAGGAAAUGAUGAUUUUCAGAAGUUGCCGCAAGCCGAGCUUGACAAACUGAUUGAUCUGGUUAAGAAUGAACCUGUACCUCCAGAUGCUCCUCCAAUCCCUGAAACGGAAGUUGUUGAAGAACAGGUGCAGAAGGAAGAACCAGUAAGUAAAGUAGAUGAAUAUACAAACCUAAUCAUGGACUUCAAGGAAAGUGGGAUUAUUGGCAACAACUGGAUCUGCCUCAAACUAUACCAGGACACCUUUUCAGGGAAAAAUUUUGUGAAUUGGCUGGUCGAUAAUAGAAAUAUUGACAAAUCUGCAGCGAUUGACUUGGGAAGAGAUCUGACAAAUAGAAAGUUUUUAAAUCCCGUGGCUGUAAAAGAAUUUGAAGACAGCAAUGCUCUGUACAGAUUGGUGGAGCAUGACUCUGUUGCUUCAUUAAAUGCCAAAAUUGCAGCCUCUUCUGUUUUUCAAUAUUUGGAGAUCAUGAAAGAUUUACUUGCAAAGUUGUUCUCAGAACACAUUACAUCAGACGGCAAGAUAGUAGAUUAUCAAUCCAUGGCUGCAAAUCCAGUUUUUGAGGAGUAUUGUCAACAUACAACGCAGUUACAGCAUAUCGAUAUUAGCAGUCUCAGUAGGAUAAAGAAGCUGGCAUUCUUCAUCAACCUGUACAAUAUAUUAGUCAUUCAUGGAAAUAUUAAGAACGGACCUCCAAGAAAUGCAUGGCAAAGAUAUCAAUUUUUUAAUUCCAUAAGUUACAAGAUUGGUGGAAAGGUGUUUUCGCUGAAUGAUAUUCAAAAUGGUGUACUUCGUGGUAAUCGAAAAGGUCCAGCUCAAGUUACAAAACCAUUCUCAAAAAAUGAUCAACGUCUUAAGGUUGCACUGGAGGGGGUAGAGCCACUUAUUCAUUUUGCUUUGAACUAUGGAGCAAUUAGCUGCCCUCCAAUCAAGAUUUACACCGCCGAGGAUGUUGACAAUCAACUAAAGAUUUCAGCUGAAGCUUUUCUUGACUGCGCUGAUGGCUGCCAAGUCAAUGUAUCGAGAAAGGAAGUUGGUCUCAGUCAAAUUUUUAAACGGUAUAAGAUUGAUUUUGGUGGAACAAAUGAGAAGUUGCUGAAAUGGGUGUUGGAGCAUCUCCAAGAUUCACCAAAGAAGAAAGCACUGAAAGAACUCCUAGACCAUGGAACAGUCAAAAUUGUUUAUUUUCUAUUUGAUUGGUCAACGAAUUCUAAAGACUGA